Nasonia vitripennis (jewel wasp) is the source of this 1007-nucleotide messenger RNA. It is a transcript of the gene Cox4I1, whose product is annotated as cytochrome c oxidase subunit IV isoform 1. The record is from RefSeq and is a predicted model, not a curated record. Bases 214 to 717 code for a protein of 167 amino acids. The transcript has 4 exons. Gene Ontology annotation, biological process: mitochondrial electron transport, cytochrome c to oxygen. NCBI's taxonomy places the organism in Eukaryota, Metazoa, Arthropoda, Insecta, Hymenoptera, Pteromalidae.
GUGUUUUAACAGCAAUAAAGUAAGUAUUAUCACUCGCAAUUCACUUGUUUGGAACAUCCUCGUGCAACAAUCCAAUCGAGGCACGUUAGAAAGACCUCGUUUCUCGGCACCCGCAACCUCGACACUUGUCCUCACUCGCGGAACAUCAAAACACAAACCGCUAGUCUUCUGUAGUCUGCCCGAGACAUUUUCCCCACCGAUGAUUAGUUCAGUAUGGCAUCCAGAGCUUUAACCACAUUUCUGCGCUCUGCGGCAGUUCAAGCGCAAACCCGAUCAGUAUACACCAUUCAAAACAAAAUUGGAAACCGAGAAGUGGUAUGCCAUGGUAUGAACUCUGAACCUAUUUACAUUGACACAACCGAUUUCCCAAUGCCAGCUAUUCGUUACAAGGAGGUCACUCCUGACAUUCAGGCUUUGAGAGAAAAGGAGAAGGGAGACUGGAAGAAACUUUCCGUUGAGGAUAAGAAAGCUCUAUACAGAGCGAGCUUCAGACAAACUUUUGCUGAGAUGGAAGCACCAUCUGGUGACUGGAAAUCUGUGAUCGGAUUGAGCUUAGUGGGUAUCUCGAUCUCAAUGUGGCUUUUUGUCUGGACGAAGCACUAUGUGUACCCACCACUCCCAUCAUCCCUCAGUGAAGAGAACCAGCUUGCACAGCUUGAACGUAUGAAAUUGUUGGAUAUGCAACCUAUCACUGGACUCCCUGGAACUAAAAAGUAAACAAAGAUCAUUUUUAGUAAGUUACUGCAGUAGUUAAGGUCGACCGAAACUGUGCUACUGUGCAAACCUUGUAAAAAUCUGUGCAUUGGUACAUGCAAAUAAAAUUAUUAUAGAUCUAUUACAAGUAACGUCGAUUAAUUAUUGAAAAAAACUGCAUACACCACGAAAAAGAAUAAACUAAAGUUACACUUCUUAAAAAUAUCUGCACUAAUAUGAGCAGUAAGAUGGAAUGUAAAUUGAGUUCUUUGAUCAAUCAUUGUCAAAUAAAAUGUUAUUGAUGAAUUGAAAAA